AUGUCCACCACACCAACAUACAAUCAUCCAGUUAUUAAUGAACGUUCAAAAAGAAUGGUUUGGGUUGACUUGGAAAUGACAGGUUUGGAUAUUUCAAAAGAUGUAAUUUUAGAAAUGGCUAUUGUCAUCACUGACGCAGAGUUAAAUGUUAUUGAAAAAGGUCCAAAUUUAGUCAUUCACAGAUCAGAUGAAGUUUUAAAGAAUAUGAAUGAUUGGUGUAUUGAACAUCAUGGAAAAUCAGGAUUAACAGAAGAUGUAAGAAAUUCAAAGAUAUCAUUAGAAGAAGCAGAGAAAAUAAUGUUAGAAUUUGUGAGAAAGCAUACAGAUAAAGGAAUUUGUCCAUUAGCAGGUAAUACAGUUCAUGAAGAUAGAAGAUUCUUAUUAAAGGAAAUGCCAACAUUUGCAGAGCAUUUACAUUAUCGUAUUAUUGAUGUUUCAACAAUUAAAGAGUUAUCAAGAAGAUGGUAUCCAUACAUUCCAUCACCAAAAAAAGUUUGUGGUCAUCGUGCAUUACAAGAUAUUGAAGAAAGUAUUGAAGAAUUAAAAUCUUAUCGUGUUACUGUUUUUAAAUAA
Messenger RNA from Dictyostelium discoideum AX4, 573 nucleotides. It is a transcript of the gene rexo2-1, whose product is annotated as RNA exonuclease 2. The transcript has 2 exons. Gene Ontology annotation, molecular function: 3'-5'-RNA exonuclease activity; nucleic acid binding. Bases 1 to 573 code for a protein of 190 amino acids. NCBI's taxonomy places the organism in Eukaryota, Evosea, Eumycetozoa, Dictyosteliales, Dictyosteliaceae. Gene Ontology annotation, biological process: RNA metabolic process. The record is from RefSeq and is a predicted model, not a curated record.